Molecule: messenger RNA, 5836 nt
Organism: Melanotaenia boesemani (Boeseman's rainbowfish)
Lineage: Eukaryota; Metazoa; Chordata; Actinopteri; Atheriniformes; Melanotaeniidae
Product: exostosin-1b-like
Exons: 11
Coding region: 951-3182 (743 amino acids)
Cellular component (GO): membrane
Molecular function (GO): glycosyltransferase activity
Source: RefSeq, a predicted model, not a curated record
UUGGUGGGACGGCCCAGCCGUACUGCGCUGCUUGGCUUGUCUUCUCUACGACUUUCUUGUUUGUGUUUGUAAGCCACCGCUUGAGCGCUUUUCAUGACUGGAGAAAUUCAUACUAGUCUGCCGGUUUCGAGAGACAAGUGACGGACAAGUUGUGGACGAGUGUAGAGACAUAGUUUGUUUUAGAGGGAAGAGGGAGACUGUUCGGCUGCCUCUACUUCCAACCAGCAUUAAAGCCUCUUUCAAACGAACACUUAGCUAACAAGCUAACUGGAGAUGUUUCAGGACCAGCUAAUUGGCUAGCUUGCUACCAAGCUAGUCGAAUCGUCAGUAGAAAAUUAUUGUGUAGUUUUAACAGCUGUAAUGAUACAUUUGCCUUUUGACGCAGUAAAUGAAAUUACCUAGACGGGAUCUUAUUUUAACGCUCCGGUGUACGUUUGGUUUAUUAUCUCCAGUAGGGACUGUAUGAUAGGGACAAUAGUUAACUGUCCAGGCAACAAGUCUGGCGCCGCUGCUGCUUUAACGUAACUUAAGUAUGUUCUCUUAAGUGUUGUUAUUAGUUAGUCUUCGGUUUUGCCAUAUAUAAGUUAAUGAUUUGUUUUAAAAUGACUGUUUUUGGCUAAGCGAAGGUGGUGUUAUGCAAAGAGAAGUGGUUUGCGAAUUGAGAUGCCCAGAUUUCAGUGUAUCGGGUCACUGUUUAGGUAAAGCUGUUUUUUAUUCAUUAAUACAACUGACGAGGAGACGAGGUAGAUGAACAUUAAAAAUCGCCCACAUGCGUUGGAUCAGUUCCCGGACUUGUGAAAGGCAUCUGAAGCAGAAGGAGGGAGACGCGAGCGCACAACCCUUGCAGCCCGGGGGAAGAUGGCGGAACGUUCCCACAGGAGGUGGUGAGACCAAAACUUCGGGACGACUUGGAUUCAUCGCCAGACACCUUUUCUCAGAUCGUUGGACACAUGCAGGCCAAAAAACGAUACUUAAUUCUGUUCUUCGCUGGCGCCUGUCUCAUUCUGCUGUUUUGUUUUGGGGGGAUACAAGUCCCGCUGUCCAGACGGGGUCCCAAUCAACGCGAUGACCGCAGCCUCACCGGUUAUCACCCCGGGGCGCGGUGGCGUCGCUUACCAGGUUACUUGCAGCCUUUCAGCACCUGGGAGAAGGAGCAUAGCGAUGAUCUCAUUGAACACAUAUCUCCUAGACAGAAGAGGGACACUAACUCAGACCAAUGCACUGGAAAACGCUGCAGGAUGGAGUCCUGUUUUGACUUCUCACUGUGUGAAAGGAAUGGAUUUAAAGUUUAUGUGUACCCUCUGCAGAAAGGAGAAAAGCUCUCAGAGAGUUAUCAGAACAUCUUGUCCUCUAUUGAAGGGUCCAGGUUCUAUACAUCAGAUCCAGGACAGGCAUGUCUCUUUGUCCUGAGUUUGGACACUCUGGAUCGGGACCAGCUUUCACCUCAAUAUGUGCAUAACUUGAAAGCAAAAAUCCAGAGCCUUCCUCUUUGGAAUGAAGGCAGAAAUCACAUCAUCUUCAAUUUAUACUCUGGCACUUGGCCAGAUUAUACAGAAGAUCUUGGCUUUGACAUUGGCUUUGCCAUGUUAGCCAAGGCCAGCAUCAGCACAGAAAACUUUAGGCCCAAUUUUGAUGUUUCUAUCCCUCUUUUUUCUAAAGACCACUCUAGGACAGGAGGGGAAAGGGGUUAUUUGAAACAUAACACAAUCCCCCCUUACAGGAAGUACAUGCUGGUUUUUAAGGGGAAGAGGUACCUGACUGGAAUAGGUUCGGACACCAGGAAUGCUCUAUAUCACGUGCAUAAUUCCGAGGAUGUGGUUCUCCUCACCACUUGUAAGCAUGGAAAGGACUGGCAGAAGCACAAGGACGCACGGUGUGAUAAAGACAAUGCAGAAUAUGACAAGUAUGAUUACAGGGAGAUGCUGUACAACUCCACUUUCUGUCUGGUGCCACGAGGUCGACGGCUGGGCUCUUUUCGUUUCUUAGAGGCUUUGCAGGCAGCUUGUGUACCAGUGAUGCUAAGUAAUGGCUGGGAGCUUCCCUUCUCAGAAAUCAUCGACUGGAAUACAGCAGCUGUGAUUGGGGAUGAAAGGCUGCUAUUACAGAUCCCUUCAACGGUACGUUCCGUCCACCAGGAUAAGAUUCUGUCCCUGAGGCAGCAGACUCAGUUCCUGUGGGAGGCUUACUUCAACUCUGUGGAAAAGAUAGUACUGACCACACUGGAGAUUAUCCAGGACCGGGUUCUGCUGCACACUUCAAGGAGUAGCCUCAUGUGGAACAGUCUUCCUGGUGGUGUUUUUACCCUGCCUCAGUACUCUACACACCUGGGAGACUUCCCCUUCUACUACGCUAAGCUGGGUAUCAAACCGUAUCCCAAGUUUACAGCAGUCAUACAUGUGGUCACUCCACUGGUCUCUCAGUCCCAGCCAGUGAUGAAGCUGCUUGUUGCUGUGGCAAAAUCCCAGUACUGUGCUCAGGUGAUAGUUCUGUGGAACUGUGACAAACCUCUCCCUGCCAAGCACCGCUGGCCUGCUACGUCAGUCCCUAUUAUUGUUAUAGAAGGAGAAAGCAAGGUGAUAAGCAGUCGCUUUCUACCUUACGACACCAUCCCCACUGACGCUGUGCUCAGUCUGGAUGAGGACACUGUGCUCUCCACCACAGAGGUUGACUUUGCCUUCACAGUGUGGCAGAGUUUUCCCGACCGCAUCGUCGGUUACCCAGCCCGCAGCCACUUCUGGGACAGCAGCAAGGAGCGGUGGGGCUACACUUCCAAAUGGACCAACGACUACUCCAUGGUGCUGACCGGGGCUGCCAUUUAUCACAAAUAUUACCACUACUUGUACACCACCUACCUUCCAACCAGUCUGAAGACGAUGGUUGACCAGAUGUCUAACUGCGAGGACAUACUCAUGAAUUUUCUUGUGUCAUCUGUGACUAAACUACCACCCAUCAAGGUCACCCAGAAGAAGCAAUACAAGGAAGCAAUGAUGGGACAGAGCUCCAGAGCAUCUCGCUGGGCUGACCCGGACCAUUUUGCACAACGUCAGACCUGUAUGAACAAGUUUGCCAACUGGUUUGGCACCAUGCCGCUUGUCCAUUCUCAAAUGAGGUUGGACCCAGUCCUGUUUAAAGACCAAGUGUCCAUAUUGCGGAAGAAAUACAGAGACAUCGAGAGGCUAUAACCUUCCUGAGCCUCCCCGCUCAGUGGACACAUCAAGGAAAGAGCGAGGGGGCGGACAGGGAGAGAACUUCAGAUCAUUGCAUAGAUGCAUUAGUGGAGAGGCUAAUUGGAUCGGGUCCCAUGGGAGAGGAAGAGAAUAAACUACAACAAAUGUGGAGAAAACCACAUCUGUCAGUUUUUAUGUUGUCUUUCUCCUUUCAAACCCAGCUUUCACAUGUACUUGGGGAUAGCUGAGUUCAGAAGUCCCAUACAUACACUAUGACUACCUAAAAGCUACACCUGAAAACUGUAAACUACUCGUCUUUGGUCAUGGAGUCGUUGCUUGUUGCUACGGUGUCUCAGCAGUGACAAACUGUCUCCAACUACAAUCUGCUGAAAGGGACAGUCUGUUUUGCUCUGUACACUAUGCACAGGUUCCUGAAAGUUUUUUGCUGACUAUAUUAUUAAUUAUGAAGAGAAUAACACUAUUUUGGAUUGUGUUUAGCUAUUUUUUAUACAGUGAAUGAAUGGCCAGCAUUACUUUCUGUAUUGUCUUAAUGAAAUCUAAUAGUGUGGUGGGCUAAGAGAGGAGUGAAAAGUCCUCAGCUGCAGAACUGGCUUAUAAUCAUUGAUCUGACAUUCACAGUGCCUCAAGGUUUCUCUAAAGGCGUUGGGAUCUGGGAAUCUGAGUAAAAGACAUGGUGGCAGUUUAGCGCCUUGAUCUUGCUGCUUUUUUUCUUUUUCUUUUUUUAAUUUCCUCCAUCACUGUAAUAAUUUUUUUUGUGAUUAAGUGUUUUUUAAGUUGUCAAACAUAACUGUCAGUAUGUGCCAUUCUGAACAAGUUAUCCUGGUAAAAUCAUUAGUUAUGUGGAAAUAGAUGUCCCCAGAAAUUCAGCUGAUUUACUUAUUCUGUUCAUGGCUCCUGUUUCAAUGACACUGAAACAAGAUUGCAUGUUUUGUUUGGAUAAAGAAGGCUGGGCUUGCCAACGCAAACCACUGUGAAAUCCACAGAAUAGAUCUGUUUUGAUCUGAGUUGAUUGGAGAUUAUUUAUAUCUGUUGUCUGUAAUCCUAAUUUCAUUUUUGAAUGGACAACUUUGGCAGACGCUAAAUCUGUCAUGUUUCUGACACGUGUGAGCUUGACUGUUAGUUGAUAUGAUUCAUUUUAAGCCGACUGUUGUGUAAUCGCUACUUCUAAAUAAAUAUGCCCAGACUCAUAGGAUAUUCUAAUUAAUACUGAUGAGAAAUUCUGGAAAGAGCUUUUCAAUUUUAGGGGGAUAUACUUAAAUGAAUAUUCCAAUUUGUGGUAUUUCUUCAGCUUCAAUUCCUUUAAUUAAAAGUUUUCAGUAGCAUAAUAGCAGAUUUAAAAUGCUGACUCAACAUCAGACUGACAAUGGACCAUGAGAAUGGGCCCCACUAGAGAAAGUAGUUUAUAUUUGUCCGUCUAAUCUCAGGAACAUAUCUCAAUCUUGUUGUAUUUGUGUAUGACUGCCAAAUGUCACUUCAACAUGAAAUUGGGUCGUUAUGUUGCUGGAUUAAUAGGCUAACUGACUUCUAAUUAUUUGGUUCCAUUAUUAAUGUAGUUUUAACAGUUUUUAUCUUGCUGAGUCAUAUCAUGUUACUUAAAAAUGGCACAGAAGAAAUCCCUCAUCUGUUAGGCAAACUGCUCAUCAAGUAAAGCAAACAACAUUUCUCUGUAAAGCCAACCCACACACCUCCCCUGACACACCCUUUGCUAGCUUCAUCUAAACAAUGAAAGAAGUGAUUGAUUUGGUCAGCUCAUUUGCAGACCCCAGUAUGUGCCAAUGGAGCAUUGUGGUUUUGUUUUAUAAAUACAUAUGAUUUUUUUUCUUCCAUUUGCAAUAGGGAAUGCCAUGCAUUCCUGUUUUUACUUGUUUCUCUAAGUAUUUUCUUUCUACUCAAGAAGGGUUUAUAUGUGAGAGCCUGAGCCCGCCGCAGACACAGAUGCUGCAUGAGGAUUUUCACUUUGGUGAGUCCAUUAUGGGCUCAAAAGCAAGUAAACAAUCCUAGCGUACUCAACACAAUGCUGUCAGGACAAUUUAAUAUAGUCGUAAACUUUCAGAAAUGAACUUGGUGCAAUAUUUAAGAUGACAUUUUCUCUUUUCUCUUGUGUUAAUAUUUCAGAGGGCAGGGGUUUUAAAUUGAUGUGCCUUCAGAGGAAAUACACUUAACAUUUUUUUUUCUUCAUCUGCCUUGUGCAAGAAAUAUGACCCUUUUUUCAUCUCCUAGCUGUUCUGUAAUUUAUUUUCUUCCAACAUCAUCCACUUACAUAAUUAUUUUUAACACUGGAAUCCUCCUAAGAUUUGCCACCACACAUCUGAAACUAACAUUCCUGCCUCCUGUCCUAGGAAUGUUUUCAAAGUCUGUAGGCUCAUCCUGAAAAUAAUGCCUUGUAAUGUUAUACAUGCAAGGUUCCAAAAGACCCCUCUCUGUGUUUGUCACAGCUAUAGUAAUAUAUGUAAUUCUCACACAGUAUUUAUCAGACAGGAUAGUCUCUGGAAUAAAUCUGUCCGUUUCCUUCACCCUCUUCUACACCUGCAGACCUAAUUUUAUAGAUUAAAAUGAAAAGAUGGUGGAAGAAAAUCACAAUUUUGUAAGUGAAUUUUCUAAAAACAUUUGGGAAAAAAAAUCAAAUAAAAAAAAAAAAAAAAAUCAAA